AUGUCAUUCUUCUAGUCUUAGGAAUAUGAAGAUUAGGACGAACAUGAAUAAUUGCGAAAUGUGAAAUCGCCAAAUCAGUUGCAAUUAAAAUCUCGAUUAUAUGAUCGAGGAGGUUAGCAGAAAAGGCCAGUCACUCGGACUUAACAACAAUUAGUGCCCAAACUAGUUGCUCAAUAAAGCAAACAAAAACUAGACCCACUUAGAAUGACCAUGGGGACAACCUUUAAAUAAAAUGUUGAUGAGCUCUAUAGAACCAAAUACCUUGUUGACAAAUUAUCGGGUAAGUUCUAAAUUGAUUAAAAAUACUUGGCCAUUAUGCCAGAAGAGGAACGCAACUACUUAAUGCGAAAGACUGGUAUGAGUUCACUGGGAUCUCGCUUCAAACUUAAACCUCUUGAUUCUGACCCACGAAUUUAAAGUCCCUUUAAAGAAACAUUGGCGCAUGAUGAAGAAUUUGGCGUUACUGAGAAAGAAACUAAAUCUAAACCUCAUUCUGAGCAAUACAACAAGUGUGGAUGA
Paramecium tetraurelia is the source of this 519-nucleotide messenger RNA. RefSeq lists its product as uncharacterized. The record is from RefSeq and is a predicted model, not a curated record. The transcript has 4 exons. NCBI's taxonomy places the organism in Eukaryota, Ciliophora, Oligohymenophorea, Peniculida, Parameciidae.